AUGACUCAGCGUCUAUAUACGGAGGUCAAUUAACAGCGACCGUUUCGUAUUCAUUUUCUAAAUGUUCUUAUUUUGAAAAAAAUCUAAUAAUACCUGAGACCAUUUCAAAUUAAUCAUGGAUAACUUUCGUGGUUUAUUUGUUAAACUGGAUAAGGAUAAUAAUGGCUUCAUAUCAGUGGAUGAGCUUCACAAUGAGAUGAGAAAAUCGGGAAUCCUACCCACUGAAAAGAAGGUUAAGAACAUCCUUGAAGGCUACGACCAAGACAAGGAUGGUAGAUUGGAUUACAAUGAAUUCCUCCAUUACAUGACGGACAGGGAGAAAAAAUGGAAAAUUCACUUCCAUGAGCUUGACAAGAACAAGUGUGGGUUGAUUGACCAGGACGAUAUCAUUUGUUUGUUUAAGGAGUUAGGAGUGAGCAUUUCACAGCCGAAUGCAAAAAGAAUAAUACAAAUGAUGGACAAGGACAACUCUAUGACGGUGGACUGGGGGGAAUUCCUACACCAUAUCAUUCUCAACCCUGCAGAUAACAUUGGUGAACUGGUGUCGUCUUGGAAACACAGUUUGGUUUUUGACGUGGGCGAGAGUCGUCCCCUCUCCUUGGAGUUCCCAGAAGGAAUGUCGGGCUCCGGCGCGUGGAGGAGGUUUGUCCUUGCGGCGGGACUGGCGGACGCCAUCUCUCGAACGGUCACGGCCCCCAUCGACCGACUAAAGACCCAGCUGCAGGUCCAUGGAUCCAAGACGUUUGCACAGGCGUUUGCGAAGCAGAGGGCGGGCGGGCUACGGUCGAUGUGGCAAGGAAACGUUGUCAACGUGCUGAAGGGAACGCCACAGUCCACUCUACAGUGCAUGAUAUACACUCAGAUGAAGAUGUACACCCAGGAUCGGACCAAGGAAGGCCUGUCGGUACAGCAGCGGUUUGGCCUGGGGUGCGGCUCUGGUGCUUUUGCCCAUGCUGUCUUCUACCCUUUAGAGGUCUUGAAGGUGAGGCUGAACCUGCAGCACAGCGGCACCUACCUCGGCAUGGUGCAGUGCGCGCGCUCCGUCUACCGUAACGAGUCGCUGGCCUCCUUCUACCGGGGCUUCGGCCCCAGCCUGCUCUGCAUGAUCCCGUACGCGGGCGUGGAGUGCGCCGUGCAUCAGACCAUUGUGAACUGGGCCAGAAAUGAUCCGUCCUACAACAGCGACUCCCAGCUGUUUUUCUUCAGCUUCGUUGCCUUUGCCUCUGGACAAGUGACCAGCUACCCACUGGCGGUGAUACGAACACAGCAACAGGCCCAGGCUUUCUGCGCGGUUUCAAACCCCGGCUCAAGUGUAUUACAAGGAUUUACUGGAAUCUACGCAAGGCACGGACUGAGAGGGUAUUACAACGGCCUGGGAGCCAGCUUCAUCAGGGCAGUUCCAUGUGCUCUGCUGAACUACACGUUAACCAGGAAAUUAGAAGUUCUGUUUGACUCCACAUGGUCCUGAGUCAAACUUUUAUUAUAUUCAUGGUGAUCAGGGAAUAUGUGUUUUUGUCAAAGACCAGCAGGAUGUGCUCGUGUGAAAUCCACAUUUAGGAUCAUAAAGGAUAUAGGCUGGUGUCAUUCCAUUACUAAUACAAGCUAUACUCUUUUGAAGCCCUGUGACUAAUUUGGAGUUGAACGAACAGUGCUGUAACCAGAAGCCUGGAUGUAAUAUUUAAACUGUGUGAU
This is a messenger RNA of Gadus chalcogrammus (walleye pollock), 1692 nucleotides long. It is a transcript of the gene slc25a24l, whose product is annotated as solute carrier family 25 member 24, like. The record is from RefSeq and is a predicted model, not a curated record. NCBI's taxonomy places the organism in Eukaryota, Metazoa, Chordata, Actinopteri, Gadiformes, Gadidae. The transcript has 10 exons. Gene Ontology annotation, biological process: transmembrane transport. The coding region runs from base 116 to 1468 and encodes 450 amino acids. Gene Ontology annotation, molecular function: ATP transmembrane transporter activity; calcium ion binding.